Messenger RNA from Coccidioides posadasii C735 delta SOWgp, 877 nucleotides. It is a transcript of the gene EGD2, whose product is annotated as GAL4 enhancer protein. Gene Ontology annotation, biological process: protein targeting to membrane. The record is from RefSeq and is a predicted model, not a curated record. Gene Ontology annotation, cellular component: nascent polypeptide-associated complex; cytoplasm. Lineage: Eukaryota; Fungi; Ascomycota; Eurotiomycetes; Onygenales; Onygenaceae.
AUCCUCAGAUAACCUCAUAGCAUCACGACAACUACCUUCAUACUUCUCCGUUCUCACUCCUUUUUUACAGUUCCACUUGGAGCCCAUAAAACAACAUGGCCAACCCACGAGUAGAAGAGCUUCCUGACGAGGAAGUCCCAAAGACCACUGUUGAAGAUGCUGGCGAGAGCUCUGAAUCCGAGGCUGAGGCUGCUGAGGAGCCAACCAUCCCAGGCGGUGCCGCCAUUACUGUCCACUCCCGCAACGAAAAGAAGGCUCGCAAGGCAAUUGGCAAGUUGGGAUUGAAGCACGUUCCCGGAAUCACUCGUGUUACCCUUCGCCGCCCCAAGAACAUCCUCUUUGUCAUCAACCAGCCAGACGUGUACCGCUCCCCCUCCAGCAAUACGUGGAUCAUCUUCGGUGAAGCCAAGAUCGAGGACUUGAACUCCCAGGCCCAAGCGUCCGCUGCCCAACAACUCUCUGCCGCAGAGGCUGCCGGAAACGGAGAACACGCUGGCCACGAGCACAUCGAUCUCGGCAAGGGCAAGGCUCCUGAGACUGAAAAGAAGGAAGAGGAGGAGGAGGAAGAGGGUGAGGUUGAUGAGACUGGUCUUGAGGCCAAGGAUAUCGAAUUGGUCAUGGCGCAGGCCAACGUAUCCAGAUCAAAGGCUAUCAAGGCUCUCAAAGAGAACGAUAACGACAUCGUCAACUCUAUCAUGGCUCUAAGCGUAUGAGAAGAUCCGUCGUUGAGCUGACGGGACAUCUUCGUAUGCUGCUCGUUCUUUCUACCAUUUUUUUUAAUUGGCUUCGGGAUAUAUGGAUCUCUACGAGGCGCCUGUAAAUCAUCGGAUUCAAAAAGUCGUCUAGUUGAACAGCAUCCGAAUGAAUUUUACAAUAU